CUUGCACCGAAGCAUUAUUCUGUAACGAUAUUCCUUGUGGGGUAGGUCGAACAAAAUAGCGGUCGGUAAUUUCAGUUGAAGGCACAUUAAACAAACAAGAGAAAAAUAUUUUUCGUCGAAUGAUUAAAGAAGUGACCUUUCUUUUUAAUUUCACCAUUUGAUAUUUUCGAGAAAGAAAACACUCGUCAAAUUCUUUUCGACUUUUUUUAAUACCGACGGAAACGAAGCUUAUUUCACGAUUUGUUUUUCGAUCGGAUUACUUCUUUGAACUUUUGGAGUGAAAUUGUGGGAUUCUCUCUCUUUUUUUUUUUUUUUUUUUUUAAUAGUGACAUAUUUAACGUAACAAGAUCACGGAGUUUUUAAAGCGAAAAGGAAGACAAUUUAUUCGAAGCAAUGGCAGAAAAGAUGUAUUAUUGGGACGGGGAAAAGAAUCAAACUGAUUCCGAUCAGACUUUCAUAGAAUUUAAAGCGAAAUCUGCGGCAACUGCAGGGAAGAAGAAAAAAGAGGAAUCGCAUGCCGUUACCAAAACUUCGUCGUCCUCUAAUCAAGAAAGAUCAACGGAUUUUGUCAGUCGCGAAGAAGAUGCGGAACGCGGUGGUUGGGACAAUAAAUUAGACUUCCUCUUCUCGUGCAUCAGCGUUUCCGUCGGCCUAGGAAACGUCUGGAGGUUUCCUUACCUUUGCUACAAAAACGGUGGUGGUGCAUUUCUUAUCACUUACGGUAUCGCUAUGCUGUUCUGUGGGAUUCCAAUAUUUUUUCAAGAAGUCGCCAUAGGACAGUAUCUUGGAGCUGGUGGAAUGACUCUUGUUAGUCAACUGUGCCCCUUGUUACAAGGUGUAGGAUAUGCCACGAUGACUAUCGUUUUUUUUCUUGACAUAUAUUACUGCAUAAUUAUUGCCUGGACUCUCUUUUACCUUAUAAGCACCUUCAUUAAUUUACCUGGUGUCCCUUGGAGUAGUUGCGGACAUUGGUGGAAUACAGAGAAUUGUUUCGAUGCGUCGGUAGAAAGUAAGAUCAGUUCCGACACAAAUGAUACCAUGAACAUGACUUACCAUCACACCACACCUGUAGAAGAAUUUUACGAACGACGAGUGCUCGGAAUUACGUCUGGUAUCGAAAACAUCGGUGGAAUCCAGUGGGAACUUCUGGGUUGUUUGAUACUCGGCUGGCUACUCGUUUACUUUAUCAUCCGACGUGGCCUCCAUCAAAGCGGUAAGAUCAUCUGGUUUUCAGCCUUGUUCCCGUACGUGGUGCUUUUCAUUCUUUUGGGAAGAGCGGUGACCUUGGAGGGAUCCUACGAUGGUUUACUGUAUUACGUGACGCCAAGAUGGAAAGAAUUGUUAAGUCCCGGACCGUGGAUCGACGGGACGACACAAAUUUUCUUCGCUUACAGUAUUGGAACCGGCGCCUUACCUGCCUUGGGAUCUUACAAUAGAUUUCAUCACAAUUGUUAUAGAGAUGCACUAAUUACUUGCGUAGUCAACACCCUGACUUGUCUUCUGGCCGGGUGUCUGACAUUUUCGAUAUUGGGUCACAUCGCUUUGGAACAAGGUACUGAGGUGUCUGAGGUCGUCAAGAGCGGACCUGGCCUUGUGUUUCUCACGUAUCCUGAGGUCGUUCUAAAGCUUCCUGGCGCUCCGAUUUGGGCUAUUAUAUUCUUCGUCAUGCUUCUCAUUCUCGGAAUCGAUAGUGAAUUUUGCAUCGUCGAUUCGUUCAUCACCGGUAUCAUCGAUAAUUGGCCGAAUCUUCGCCCUCACCGAAGCAAAUUCACCAUCGUCAUUUGUACUCUGAUGUUUUGCUUAGGACUUCCUAUGGUGACAAAUGGUGGCGUCUAUAUAUUUCAAUUAAUGGAUUUCUAUUCGGCAAGUGGAAUGUCCAUUUUAUGGGUAUGCUUUUUCCAAACGAUAGCCAUAUCAUGGUUUUUCGGAGCACAAAAGUUUUGUGACUGCGUGCAUCAGAUGAUGGGAAUACGAUUGAAUAAAUUUUGGUACAUUUGUUGGAUCUUCUUUGCGCCAGUGAUCAUGGCAUUUAUCUUCAUAUUUCAAUGCGUCCUGUACAAACCAUUGAAAUAUGGAAACGAAUACGAGUAUCCGAUAUGGGCGGAAAUCGUUGGUUUUUGUUUAAGUAUUUCGUCGAUGAUUUGGAUACCCCUUUAUGCGAUUUAUUACGUCUUUGUAACACCAGGAUCGAUUAAGGAGAACAUUUCGAAGGGACUAAAACCAAACAUUAAGUCUCAUCCGAAAUUACCUAAAGGAGAAAAAUCAACGGUAAUACCGAUGUCGGAAAGCAGCGCUGGCUUGAUAACGAAAAACAGUAGUUUUUUAAGUCAAACAUGAUUGACGUUUAGUAUCCUUCUUGUAACUAUUUAGAUCGAGUUUAGCGUUUAAGAGUGAAAUUUAUCUUCAAAUUUAGCGAAAUGGCAAUGUCGUUGAAAUCUUUCUUUUAUAUAUAUAUAUAUACAUGUAUGUAUGUAUAUGUAUACAUUUAUUUAUCAAUCAAUUUUUUCGGACGCUAUUUUAGUUAUUUCGGAUUGUUUCAAUAUAUUUUUUGUUGAAACCUUAUUAAUAUAGGAACGAACGAGGGCUGUGCGAUUUAUAGGGCAGAUCUUACCUUUUUGAUUAAUUUAGUAUUCAAUAGCAGAUAAGCGUUGACAGGAAAAUACGAAACAAGCAGUAUUUCUGACCAUGACAAAGGGAAAAGAUUGAUGAAAUGUGAAUUUUGUCAUACGUAUUUCCACUUAGUUUUUACAUAAAAAACGACGAUGACGCGCAGAUAUAGUACGAACCUAACUCUUUCUAAGGCUUCCUAUAUUUUACGUAAAAAUCUGUUACUUUUUAUUUUCACAUAACGUUCUUAUGAUAAUGAAAAAUGAUAUUUCUAGUAUUAAUAUAAAUUACUAUAUAAUAUUAUAAAAAAGUAAACAAUAUAAGUGUUUUAUUACAGUUUUAUUACGAUACAUAUAUAAUGUAUAUCGGAUAAAACAAUAUUCGACAUGUACAUCUGUCGUCUCGAUGUGUACAUUUCAUUGUGUAUUUCAUUGUAAAUCACAAGAUUUUUAUACCAAUUUAUAAAAAAAAAACAAAAGAACAAGAUUAAUUUCAAAACUUAUUUAUGCAUGAACAAGAUGUAUUAUACGAGUUGUCAUAGGUCAUAAGGCGCUAAAUUAUGAUAUAGUUUCUAUAGGUAAAAUACCCGUCACAAAGAACGUAAUAUUUUUUUUAUUAUCUGCAAACACAAUCGCCGGUAAUUACAGUUAAUUUUAUUAUUUUUCUUAUUUUAUCAUAUUUGUACCCUAAACGAAUUACAAUCAAAAGAUUCCAAUUGUAAAGAGAUGUUAGAAAACUUCUCUAAAUUCUUAUAUGUAUGGGAGAUAAUAUAUAUAUAUGUAUAUAGAUAGAUAAAAAUCUAUACUACAGCUA
Molecule: messenger RNA, 3420 nt
Organism: Vespula vulgaris
Lineage: Eukaryota; Metazoa; Arthropoda; Insecta; Hymenoptera; Vespidae
Product: sodium- and chloride-dependent GABA transporter 2-like
Exons: 11
Coding region: 394-2337 (647 amino acids)
Biological process (GO): sodium ion transmembrane transport
Cellular component (GO): membrane
Source: RefSeq, a predicted model, not a curated record